AUGGUCAUUUUACGAGCCUUGAAUCUCUUAACGGUAGGCUGCAAUCUACUGUACGGUAGAUCGUCCAGCCCCCGAUUUCCACGAGGGAGACUCAGAUUCAGUGUUGGCGGGAGAAAAGUUUCCUCCUUUUUGGUAUGGGGUGGGCACGGGGCUGAAACACGCCUACGAAUCCCUUUCAUAAGCUUGGAAGCUCGUAAUAUGAAUCGUGUCACAGAUGGGAGAGUAGUGCCAUUUGGUGAAAUGUUUCCAGAUGCCAGCUCUGGUGUGGCAAAUAUGAAAGCUGACGCAGAUACCCUUAAUUACCUUGUAGACAGUCCAAAUUAUGGGGGUGGGGCUUCCUUUCAAAAUGGAAUGUUUCUAGACGUUGUGUACGGAGUGUACAUCUGCGGGCACCAAGGUUCUUUAUUGUCUUUACCCAGCUUCCCGGGAAAGAAAAAGAAAGGCUAG
Penicillium digitatum Pd1 is the source of this 447-nucleotide messenger RNA. NCBI's taxonomy places the organism in Eukaryota, Fungi, Ascomycota, Eurotiomycetes, Eurotiales, Aspergillaceae. The record is from RefSeq and is a predicted model, not a curated record.